This is a messenger RNA of Pelodiscus sinensis (Chinese soft-shelled turtle), 4907 nucleotides long. The record is from RefSeq and is a predicted model, not a curated record. NCBI's taxonomy places the organism in Eukaryota, Metazoa, Chordata, Testudines, Trionychidae.
AUGGGCAACCGAGGCUGUGUUUCAGCUACACCAGACAAACACGGCUACAUCUCUAUUUCUCUUGGAACAAGGCAUGGAGACCAUGGCGGAUGGGAAAGUCGUGCCUUUGAAAAAGCUGUACAGGGGUCACAAGGGACAAGCUUCCAGGGCUCCGUGGACUGCCCCAAUGUGGAGUUUGAAUACGGGGAUGCCGACAGCUACGCUGCUGAAUUAUCAGAACUGUACAGCUACACGGAGGAAGCAGAGUUCUCCAUCAACAGGAAGUGCUUCGAAGAGGACUUUCAAAGCCAAGUGCAGGGCAAGAGGUGGCCGGAGCUGGACCGGGCUCAGCAAAAGGCCUACGUGAUGCACUUGCUGGAUGGGCUGGAGGUGGUCCACAGGGACAAGAGACUGAAAGCAGCCCGAGCCGUCCUUUAUCUGGCACAAGGUGUGUUUGGAGAGUGUGACAUGGAAGCAGAGGUCCUGCGCUGGUCUCGGCACAAUAACUUCCUGUUAUAUCAGAUGGGGACUUUCACCGCCUUCCUGGAGCUGCUGAACAUGGAGAUAGACAACAGUCAGGCCUGCAGCAGUGCCUUGAGGAAACCAGCCAUCUCCUUAGCGGAUAGCACGGAGCUCAGGGUGCUGCUGAGCGUUAUGUACCUGAUGGUGGAGAACAUCCGCGUGGAGGCGGAAAACGACCCGCCCGAGUGGAAGAGCUCCCGGGAGACUUUCAGGAUGGAGCUGAGCUUUCCCGUGCACAGCGAAGAGCCGUUUGCUCUGCUGCUCUUCACCAUGGUGACCAAGUUCUGCAGCGGGCACGCCCCCCACUUCCCCAUGAAGAAAGUCCUGCUUUUGCUGUGGAAGGUGCUGCUGUUCACACUGGGGGGAUUCGAAGCCCUCCAGGCCAUGAAAGUGAAGAAGCGGGAGGAGCUGGGUCUGCCGCCGCUCCCGGAGGACAGCAUCCAGGUGAUGCGCCGCAUGCGGGCUGCCUCGCCUCCCACCUACACCAUUGAUCUGCUGGACCAGCAGUCGUCGAAACGCGGGCACCGGAGCCGGCGGCCCCUCGUGAAGCAAGACAGCCUGGAUAUCUACAACGAGAGGGACCCUUUCAAGAACGACGAGGCUGCCGCGGAUGAAGAGGAAAGCGACGAGGGGGACAGCGGGGUGGAAGGGGAGCUGGACCUGAUGGAGCGGGAUGCGAUCAUGCCAGCAGGGCCAGCUCAGCGCCCACCCAUCGAGCGGGUGUCCUUCCCCAAAGGGCUUCCAUGGGCACCCAAAGUCAGACAGAAGGACAUUGAGCAUUUCCUGGAGGCAAGUAGGAACAAAUUCAUUGGAUUCACCCUUGGACAAGACACGGAUACCUUGGUAGGGUUGCCCCGGCCCAUCCACGAAAGCGUGAAGACGCUAAAGCAGCACAAGUAUGUCUCUAUCUCGGAUGUGCAGAUCAAGAACGAAGAGGAAUUGGAGAAGUGUCCGAUGUCACUGGGGGAGGAGAAAGUCCAGGAGACCCCUUGUGAGAUGCUCUAUCAGGCAAUGUUAUACAAUCUCCCCCAGUAUAUGAUUGCUUUGCUGAAGAUUCUCCUGGCGGCCGCACCCACCUCCAAAGCCAAGACCGACUCUAUCAACAUCCUGGCAGACGUGUUGCCCGAGGAGAUGCCCAUCACGGUUCUUCAGAGCAUGAAGUUGGGGGUCGAUGUGAACAGGCACAAGGAGAUCAUCGUGAAGGGCAUUUCGGCCUCGCUGCUGCUGCUGCUGAAGCAUUUCAAAGUCAACCACAUCUACCAGUUUGAGUACGUGUCUCAGCACUUGGUGUUUGCCAACUGCAUCCCGCUGAUUCUGAAGUUCUUCAAUCAGAAUAUCAUGUCCUACAUCACUGCCAAAAACAGCAUCUCUGUCCUGGAUUAUCCCCACUGCACAGUCCACGAGCUGCCGGAGCUCACUGCAGAAAGCCUGGAAGCUGGGGACAACAACCAGUUCUGCUGGAGGAACCUGUUCUCUUGUAUUAACCUGCUGAGGGUUCUGAACAAGCUGACCAAGUGGAAACAUUCUAGGACCAUGAUGCUGGUGGUUUUUAAAUCUGCCCCCAUCCUGAAACGCGCUCUGAAAGUGAAACAGGCCAUGAUGCAGCUUUACGUGCUGAAGCUCUUGAAGAUCCAGACCAAGUACCUUGGGCGCCAGUGGAGAAAGAGCAACAUGAAAACGAUGUCUGCCAUUUACCAGAAAGUGCGGCACCGCAUGAACGAUGACUGGGCUUAUGGCAACGAUAUUGACGCCAGACCAUGGGAUUUCCAAGCUGAAGAAUGCACACUCAGAGCCAACAUUGAAGCCUUUAAUAGUCGGAGAUAUGAUAAAUCCCAGGACUCAGAGUUUGCACCGGUGGACAACUGCUUGCAGAGUGUGUUGGGGCAACGGCUGGAGCUCCCUGAGGAUUUCCAUUACUCCUAUGAACUCUGGCUAGAGAGAGAGGUGUUUUCACAGCCAAUCCGCUGGGAAGAGUUGCUACAUUAUCAGUGACAAUGACAGGACUAUGUGAACCAAAUACCAUCUCUGUAAGGCUCUGAGAUGCCAUUUCCCGGGGAAAGGAAAGGAGAAGUCGCUCUCUGACUGGGAUGGUCUAAAGUCUGGCAAAAAAAAAAAAAAAAACCUCCCUUGUAAGAAUUGCCUUUAAAUACUCAAGACACCCUAAGCUGUGGUACCUAUCUUUUAGAGAUCUUCCCAUUCCUCCAAUUUUUAGAGACCAUCUAAUAUAAAUAGACCUGCACGUAGAGGUUGAGGGCCAAAUUCUGAUGUUACACUGGUGACACUCUAGAGCAGAGGUGGGCAAUAACACAGCAGCGGUUCUCCAGGGUUAACCCCUGGUGGGCCACUGCUAUAUUUACCUGCAUGGCCGCAGGUGUCGGCAAUUGCAGCUCCCGUUAGCUGUGGAUCGCUGUUCCCGGCCAAUGGGAGCAGCAUAGACUCAGACACCACUUCCUGCAUCUCCCAUUGGCCAGGAAUGGCAAUCCGCGGCCAACAGGAGCUGUGAUCGCCAGUACCUGCAGCCGUGCAAGUAAAUAUACCAGAGGGAGCCCGCCAGGAGCUAACGCAGACAAACCGGAUCCAGCUCGCGGACCGGUAUUUGAUCACCCCGAUCUAGAAUAAACUCGACUGGCAUCAGUGGAGAUUACUCUAGGUUCAUACCAGUGUAAUGGAAAUCAGAAUCUGGCUCUGAAUAUCCUAACUUUAGUGUUCAUGUAUGAUAAGCUUGCUGUUUCUAUACUGUGUUUCUAUAAGUUUCUAUACUGUCAAAGGUGUUUCUUUGCUUUGUCUGACUGCCUUGCACUGUACACACUUCAGGAAACUUUCCUUUAUUUAACUUAGAACAUCACGUGAGAGAUGAUUAAACAUCCUGCUACCACCUAGAUUAGACAGCCUAAUACCUCAAAGAUUGAAAGUAAACAAUAACUGGGGGUAUUUUUACCAUUUCAGCAGAAGCUACAGCUUGAAAAAGCCAAUGGAAAUGAAACACCUUUUGCCUCUAGAGAUGGAACCUCACUGCUGCGUCCUGUGUUGUACAACCAACGACUUUGGUUUCCAGAACUGGCAGUUUUGUAUCUUUGACUACACCUGUGAAUCCAACACUUUCUUCCAUCACUACGUUCAUUUAACUUUGUAUGAAAGCAAAAUUAACAGUAAGAUAUCUGUGAUAUCUACUCGUAGCUGUAGAGGAGUUAGAUAGUCCGAGGUCUCUUCAUAAUAUUUCAAAGAGUGUAGACUUCUUGACUAAACAUUACCAGCCUAAACUGCAAAAGGUGCCAUGUAAGAGAUUCUUGUGUAGUAUAGGUUCCUGGUUAAUUUACAAUGAUUUUUUCCUUCUCUUUCUAGAACUGUGCAGAGAAGAUACGGCAGCAGGGCCAUUUUUAUGAAGUGCGAUUACUGUAACCUGUUAGAUUCCAACUUAACUCUUUCCAUUGCUUUGUGAUACAUCUAGCCCUGUAAGUGAAGGAAAUGGCAAAGUCAUGCUGAAAGUGACCCUUCUGACUUUUUGAGACAAAGGAAUUUUAGUGUUGAGGGGCUAUUUUUUGUACUCUAUGGGAGGCGAGGGGGAUAGCAUUUACUGAGUAGAGUAUAAUGAACUUUAUUGCCUACAGCUUUGUGGUGGUGUGUGAGAAUUUAGGUGAGAGACGGCUACAACUUGGAAAGUUUAGGGCUUAGUAUAAAUAUUCAGGUAUAGUCUCCCUUCAUUUAAGCCUGUAUUGGCUGGGUAAAACAACUGAGAGUUGCUUAUGUGAUUGAACAAAAUAAUUUUUCCAGUAUAUUAAAGUCAACGGCUAAGCCACUAAAUGAGAUUUGGCUCUUGGCAUGGGGUAUGCACUAUAAAAUCCAUAACAGUCAGAGCUAUAUAUGACCAGAAUGGGUUUGUUGAAAGCAACAUUCAAGGAAUAGUAGCAGUGCCUAAAUGCUGUGAGUUUUCCGGGUAGCGUCCAUCAGCAUUGAAGAGCCAAAGCCUUAGAACAAUGGGUUUUUACCUUUUUGUUUGUUCUUUCUGAACACUGGAAUUCAGCUUUUGUACGAACAACAGACGUUAGUAUAUUGCAGACUAAACUUUAUCAUUUUAGGCUGCCCUGGUUGCAUCUCAAGUGGACGUAUGAUAAGCCCACAAAUUUGUUACGUCAGCAUCUGUGAUCAUUACUACGGAACUAGGCUGAGAAUGGUUCUUAAUGUGUUUUGUAUAAUAAAAUAUUUUUCAAAGAAAUGGCAAUAGUAAAUCUGUACACUUCUUGAAUACGUUGUGUGAAAAAUAAAGCAGAGUGACUUGUCCAUUGUGUGCAUUUCCUCAAAUUAAAGUGUCAAAAGAAAAGUUCCUAAUGUUCUUUGUAUAAAUUCAAGGCUUGUGCGGUCCUACUCUCAGCACCCUGAACUCUUAUCUCUCUGCUUCAGGUCAAUGC